Diospyros lotus (date-plum) is the source of this 1677-nucleotide messenger RNA. Its product is annotated as origin of replication complex subunit 2. Bases 252 to 1358 code for a protein of 368 amino acids. Gene Ontology annotation, molecular function: DNA replication origin binding. Lineage: Eukaryota; Viridiplantae; Streptophyta; Magnoliopsida; Ericales; Ebenaceae. The transcript is spliced from 6 exons. The record is from RefSeq and is a predicted model, not a curated record. Gene Ontology annotation, cellular component: nucleus; nuclear origin of replication recognition complex. Gene Ontology annotation, biological process: DNA replication.
CCUUUAGCCUUGGGAAUUGCAUUAUUGCCUCAGGGGCGGCUCAUCUGUGCUUCUUGCUCAAACAGAGGGCAAGGGGAGUUGGAGUGAACCAAGGGGUUGAGAUGAAUAAAGAUAAAGAAGAAACAGAACGUUUGCCUGCAACAUCCAGAAAAGGGCUCAAAUAGGUUGUAAAAAAACGCGGGAAAAAGGGUGGGACUGCUAGGGCUCGGGUUACCCAGCGACGAUAUUGCUGUGCCUUUGCUGCGGAGCCCAUGGAGAUGGAGGCCAACAAUGUUGACGAUGAAGAGUUCGCCUUCUCAAGAAACUAUUUUCUUGCAAAAGAGUCGGCGGCUACCUCCGGAAAGAAAUCGACCAGCAAGCUCUCCGACAUCGAUCUCGUCGACGAACAGGCCCUGAGAGACGCCACUUCUAACAUCGAGAUCAAACACGAGAAAGAAAUUGUCUCUUUGGUCGAAAGCUACAGGAGUCUGUAUUCCAAGUGGGCUUUUGAGCUAAGGUGCGGUUUUGGUCUGUUGAUGUAUGGAUUUGGAUCUAAGAAGGCCUUGAUUGAAGAUUUUGCUUCCACGGCUUUGACAGAGUACGGUGUUGUUGUAAUCAAUGGUUAUCUUCCGUCAAUUAAUCUUAAACAGGUUGUGAUAGCCUUGGCCGAAAUUCUGUGGGAUCAAUUGAAAACCCAGCAAAGAUCUUCCGGGAACUUGUCAAAAGUUCAACAGCCGUUUAAUUCUCGUUCCAUGGACGAUCUUAUUGCAUUCUUGGACGGAGAACAUGGAGAACAACUGGAGGAUGAUGAAUGUCUCAUUUGUGUUGUCAUUCACAACAUUGAUGGGCCUGGGUUGCGAGAUUCGGACACGCAGAAGUAUCUUGCAAGAAUUGCUGCUUGUUCCCAUGUACGUGUUGUUGCUUCUAUUGAUCAUGUGAAUGCACCUCUAUUGUGGGACAAGAAGAUGGUUCACACACAGUUCAACUGGUAUUGGCAUCAUGUCCCGACAUAUGCUCCAUACAGGGUUGAAGGAAUCUUCUACCCUUUGAUACUUGCACAUGGCGGCGGCGCCCAAAGCGUCAAGACAGCUUCAAUAGUUCUACAGAGUUUGACACCGAAUGCCCAAAGCGUGUUCAAGGUUCUUGCGGAGAAUCAACUGGCUCAUCCCGAUGAAGAAGGGAUGCCAAUCAAUACUUUGUACACAAUCUGUCGUGAGAGGUUCCUGGUUAGUAGCCAGGUUACGUUGAAUUCACAUUUGACAGAAUUCAAAGAUCAUGACUUAGUGAAGAGCAGAAGGCAUUCUGAUGGGCAGGAUUGCUUGUAUAUUCCUCUAAACACUGAAGUGCUUGAAAAGCUUGUGCUGGAGAUAAGCCAAUAGGGUGUUUUACUAGCCAGCAGGUUGAAAGGUGAGAUUAGUAGUAGGACGUCUUCUCUUCCCUUGAAUGGUGCUUAGUAUCAAACAUGGCUUCUUUGCAAGUAAAUCAUCAACUGCUGAAAUUUGCCCUUCUGAGCCAUUGUUCAAUGAACACUUGUUGAUCACAAUUUUCCAAAGUGUGUUAUUAUUUUUACAUUUUUUUUUCUUAAUAUCAGAUGUUUUGUUAUUGUAGCACUAAAAAGGUCAACGCUCUCGCGUUGUAAGUUAAAUAUUAUAACAGUAAUGAUCAAUUAUAAAAUAAAGCCUAUGUAGUUUUGCAUUU